This is a messenger RNA of Trifolium pratense (red clover), 1552 nucleotides long. Its product is annotated as la-related protein 6C. The record is from RefSeq and is a predicted model, not a curated record. Gene Ontology annotation, biological process: RNA processing. Lineage: Eukaryota; Viridiplantae; Streptophyta; Magnoliopsida; Fabales; Fabaceae. The transcript has 10 exons. Gene Ontology annotation, cellular component: nucleus. The coding region runs from base 139 to 1344 and encodes 401 amino acids. Gene Ontology annotation, molecular function: mRNA binding.
AGUAACGGUUUUUGUGUAAAAGAAAGAGGUGACGCAAAAAAUGGAUUCAUAUUCAAUACCAAAAACACAAACAAAAUAGUUAGUUACACCAUUUUUUUUUUCUUCACAGAAACAGAGAGAAAGAAAUUACACACAACAAUGGCACAAGCAAAUCGUGAAGAAAAGAUUCAUGAUCCGAAUAAAGAAAAAGUUGGUCAAGAAUCAAGCAAUUCAAGCUUCAAAUUCAAUGUUCAAGCACCUGAAUUCGUUCCAAGAUCGCAUUCUCAGAUUCCAAUUUCUGGUUAUUACUAUCCUUGUUUUCAGAUUCUUGGUGGUUCUGGUGAAUCUGAUUGGUUUUACGUCGGUGAUCAAGAUCCUUCGUGUUUGAUUCCUAAUGCUAGUGUUCCGCAACCUAACUGUUCGAAGAAUGUUCUCAACCCUGAUCUUCAACAAAAGAUCGUUAAACAGGUGGAGUAUCAGUUCAGUGAUUUGAGCUUGCUAGCUAAUGAAUCUUUCCAGAAGCAGAUGAAUAAGGAUCCUGAAGGUUAUGUUCCAAUUGCUGUGAUUGCUUCCACCAAAAAGAUCAAGUCACUUGUUACCAACAUUCAUCUUCUUACACAAGCUAUCCGUCAUUCGUCAAAACUUGUUUUGAGUGCUGAUGGCAAGAAGGUUAAACGCAAACAUCCAUUUGGGGAAAAGGAGAAAGAGGAAUUACAGUCUCGUACUGUUGUGGCGGAGAAUUUACCUGAUGAUCAUUCCCAUCAAAAUCUUCAGAAAAUAUUUUCCGUAGUUGGGAGCGUGAAAACGAUCAGAAUAUGCCAUCCUCAAGAACCAAAUUCUUCUCGCCCUAAAGGUGAUUUCCUCAUCAGUAACAAGCUACAUGCACUUGUGGAGUAUGAGUCAUCGGAUAUAGCUGACAAAGCCGUUGAGAAGUUAAAUGAUGAAAGGAAUUGGAGGAAAGGGAUGCGAGUAAGGUUGCUGCUUAGAUGCUCGCCUAAAUCUGUUUUGAAGAAUAGAAAGUCAGAAUUUGAUGGCUUACUAGACGAGGAAGAGAAUCUAAAUUCUGAAACUGCUGAGGAUUCUUCUCAUCAUAACAACACUGAAACAUGUGUUGAGAAUAAUGGUGAUGAAACUUCAGUAGGAUCAAAGAAAGGAUGGGCUAGAGGGCGUGGAAAAGGAAGAGGACGCACUCAAAACCAUACUGGACGUGGCCUGCUUGCUCCACCAUCUCCAUCAAGCAGCGUUGUCCUGAGUGAAAUAUCGACUAAACCCAAUGCUAAGGGCCCAAGAAUGCCAGAUGGUACAAGAGGUUUCGCAGUCGGACGAGGCAAACCAAUAAGUACUCCCGCUUCACCUCAGGAGUAAUGGGUAUUGUACUAGCCAAAUUUUUCCUAUGCUCUCUAUAGUGAAAUUUAGAAAAAUUUUGUUUUGUUUUUCUUAUUACCAGCAGAGUAUUCAAAAGCAGUAAACUGAUAUUGUUUUAGAUGUUACCAAUUUUGUAAUAAUUCAAGGUGUAUAGUGUUGUAUGUUAUGGCGGAUCCUGAUGACAAUGACUACAAAUAUCAUUCAUAUA